Fonsecaea erecta is the source of this 1719-nucleotide messenger RNA. RefSeq lists its product as hypothetical. NCBI's taxonomy places the organism in Eukaryota, Fungi, Ascomycota, Eurotiomycetes, Chaetothyriales, Herpotrichiellaceae. Bases 1 to 1719 code for a protein of 572 amino acids. The transcript is spliced from 6 exons. Gene Ontology annotation, biological process: transmembrane transport. Gene Ontology annotation, molecular function: transmembrane transporter activity. The record is from RefSeq and is a predicted model, not a curated record.
AUGAGUGACAGUCAUGUCGUUUCAGAGAUAGGAGUGCAGACAGACUUCCCGCCCGGAACCGUCUUGCUUUACGACCCGGCCAGGGCGUCGACAGAGAUCGUCCUCCAUCCCAUUCCAUCAGUUGAUCCAAAUGACCCCUUGAACUGGUCCAAAUGGCGCAAGGCGCUGAACUUCACAUUGGCCAACAUCUUCGUCCUCUUCACUUUUGUCCUCCUCGACAUCUCCUCAGUGGCGUACGGCUCAUACACGGUAGACCUGAACAUCACAUACUCGACCUUCACAGUCGCAUCCGCCGUCGGAUUCACAGGCCUCGCCAUUGGGUGUGUGCUUUUCAUACCGUUUGUCCACAAAUACGGCCGGCGUCCCAUUUAUCUUCUGAGCUGUGCUGUGCAGUUUGCCUCCGCAAUAUGGUACGCCAAGAUGAAUAGCGGCGGCGAAAUGAUUGCCGUGAGCUUGUUGUCCGGUCUGGGGGGUGCCCUCAGCGAAACCCUCGUCCAGGUCACCAUUGCCGAUCUGUUCUUUGUGCAUCAACACGCGACCAUGAGCGCUAUCUUCUUGCUCGUGCAGGCUGCGGGAUCCUUCUUAGGUCCGGUUGCCGCAGGCUACGUGGUUGUUUCGCAAGGCUGGCGAUGGAUAUGGUGGUGGUGCGCCAUCUUCCUGGGAGUCAACCUCUUCCUCGUCGGGGCCCUGUUCGAGGAAUCCAAGUACAUCCCUGAGCUAACCGGUCAUCCACCGGCAGCAACGUACCUGACCGAGGUCACCGCGACUGACAAAGACAACAAGAACGACCUGGUGUUUGUAGAGAAAGGCGACAGGGACCUCCGUCACAUCCAUUUGAAGCCACGAUCAUACAGACAGCGAAUGGCCCUGUUCACCAAGACAGAAGCAUCGGUCACCCACCAUUUCUACCAGCCAUUUAUCAUUCUUUGCAUGUUCCCAGCCGUCGCGUACACAGCCAUAACAUAUGGAUGCUUGAUAGCAUAUUACGCUGUCAUUGUCUCGGUGGUAGCUUCGACCAUCAUCUACCCACCGUACAACUUCAGCGCAUCAAGCCUGGGUCUGAUGUCUAUUGCUCCCUUCGUGGGCUGCGCACUGGGCAGUAUUGUAGGCGGACCGCUGAAUGAUCGACUGAUCAGCUGGCUCGCGAGAAGGAACCGAGGAAUAUUUGAACCGGAGAUGCGCCUCUACACGUCUUUACCAGCGGCAGUCCUCAACAUCGGCGGCAUUCUGAUUGUGGGGCUGGGUCUUGCGCAUGGCUUAGCGUGGCCAGCUCUCACUAUCGGCUUCGCAAUCUUUGGCUUUGGUCUUGUCAUUAUCGGAGAUGCUGCUCUGGCGUACUUGACCGACUGUUAUCAGGAUAUCGUUGGCGAUGCACUCGUCGCCGUCGUUUUCGUGCGGAAUGGAUUGUCUCUCGUCAUCAUGUUCUCUCUGAGCCCCUGGCGCUCUGCACUGGGGAUUCAAAACCUCUUUGUAUCGCUCGCCAUGAUCGCCCUUGCGAUCUUCCUUCUUCCCAUUCCACUGAUGAUGCCGAAGCCAGGGCACCGAAAUGAGAAGAUCCUGAAGUCGUGGGAGCUCAAAGUGGAAACGAACAUCAGCGAAAUGGGGUGUUGUCUGAUUCUUCUCGCCCCCAAAAUCUGUAAACUUAAGGUUAUUCUCCUCACAGACCUGACCAUUCUGAAUCUUAAUCUUGUGGAUCUCAUGGAUGUCGUCGAACAAUAG